Phytophthora sojae is the source of this 231-nucleotide messenger RNA. RefSeq lists its product as hypothetical. The record is from RefSeq and is a predicted model, not a curated record. Lineage: Eukaryota; Oomycota; Peronosporomycetes; Peronosporales; Peronosporaceae. The annotation marks the transcript as partial. The transcript has a single exon.
CCAUAUGGCUCAGACAUAGCCUCGAUAUUUUCGAGAAACUGGCGGACAGUCAUUUUUCAUUUAGGUAUAUCUCAUUUAUUUGCUGCGACUAAAAGUCCAAACGUAGUUUACUUAAAAGAAGAAGCGCAGAGCUUUCCAACAAAACAAAGCUCACAUCAUUCUGAUUAUUUGGUGCUGAGAUACGCUCCGUCAAAGUUUGGUGGUGCAUUUCAUCUCGCCAGUACAUUAGCU